AGCCGCGCCGCCGAGCUCCGGGGCUCCGACUCCUCCUCCCCCGCCGCCGCCGCCGCCGCCGCCCGCCGCGCGGGGUCCUAAAGCCGCGCGACUCAAGAGGAUGGUGCGCCUGGCCGCGGAACUGCUCCUGCUGCUGGGGCUGCUGCUGCUCACGCUGCACAUCACCGUUCUGCGCGGAUCCGGAGCCGCCGACCGGCCGGACGCGGCCGCGGGCAACGUCAGCGGGUCGCAGCUGCAGAGUAACCUCAACCUGGAGAGGGACUCCACAUCAGAAACCGGUUUUCCUUUGUCCAGAGAAGACCCAGAGGAGCACCAGGCUGUCCACCAACCCUUCCCCAGACAGCCAUUCCCUCAAGAGAGUGGGCAUCCUUCACUGCAAAGAGACAGCCCCAGAUCCCUUCUCCUUGACCUGCCAAACUUUCCAGACCUCUCCAAAGCUGACAUCAACGGGCAGAAUCCAAACAUUCAGGUCACCAUAGAGGUGGUCGAUGGUCCUGACUCUGAAGCAGAAAAAGAGCAACAUCCGGAGAAUAAGCCCAGCUGGUCCCUCCCAGCUCCUGACUGGCGGGCCUGGUGGCAAAGGUCCUUGUCCUUGGCCAGGACUAACAGCGGGGACCAGGACUACAAGUAUGACAGUACUUCAGAUGACAGCAACUUUCUCAGUGUUCCUAGAGGAUGGGGCCGUCCAGCCCCAGGUCACCGGACUUUUGAAACCAAAGAGCAGCCAGACUAUGAUUCCACAGACGGUGAGGGUGACUGGAGUCUCUGGUCUGUCUGCAGCGUCACCUGUGGGAAUGGCAACCAGAAACGGACCCGUUCUUGUGGCUAUGCGUGCAUUGCCACAGAGUCCAGGACCUGUGACCGUCCCAACUGCCCAGGAAUUGAAGACACUUUCAGGACAGCAGCCACGGAAGUGAGCCUGCUUGAGGGAAACGAGGAGUUUAAUGCCACCAAGUUGUUUGAAGUUGACAUGGACAGCUGUGAGCGAUGGAUGAGCUGCAAAAGCGAGUUCUUAAAGAAAUACAUGCACAAGGUUAUCAAUGACCUGCCCAGCUGCCCUUGCUCCUACCCCACUGAGGUGGCCUACAGCACGGCCGACAUCUUUGACCACAUCAAGCACAAGGACUUCCGGUGGAAGGAUGCGAGUGGGCCCAAAGAGAAGCUGGAGAUCUACAAGCCUACCGCGCGGUACUGCAUCCGCUCCAUGCUGUCCCUGGAGAGUACCACGCUGGCCGCCCAGCACUGCUGCUAUGGUGACAACAUGCAGCUCAUCACCAGGGGCAAAGGGGCAGGCACACCCAAUCUCAUCAGCACCGAGUUCUCUGCUGAGCUCCACUACAAGGUGGACGUCCUGCCCUGGAUCAUCUGCAAGGGCGACUGGAGCAGGUACAACGAGGCCCGCCCCCCCAACAACGGGCAGAGCUGCACCGAGAGCCCUUCUGACGAGGACUACGCCAGACAGUUCCGAGAAGCCCGGGAGUACUAGCGCGCCGCUGGGGUCCGAGACACAGACGCACAGCACUGAUCUGCCAACUGGCACCCCGUUCUUCUCAUCCACGUCUGUAUAUCUGUAUAUUCCACGUGAAUAGUUUUAUAAGUACACUAGAGGUAUGCAGCAGGUCUGGAGGACCUACAAACCACGUAGGAAGCCCUCCUGGUGGGUGUGUGGGCAGGAAGAGGAACCUGGGAGCAAUGGUGGGUGUGAUUCCAUUCCCACUCCACAGAGACUGAGGUUGUAAACAUUAUAAGCAGUUUUUAUAUAUAACUUAUUUAAUACAAAUGUGACUUACACAUAACCUUUUCUCUGGAGUUGUCCUUGUAAAAAUUAUUUAAUCGCUUCUGAGGGAGUUCAAAAAGAAAAGGACUUGGGGGGAUGAAGAGAAAAAGGAAUUUUGCAGCGGAAAUGCACCAAAGCAAUAAACAGCCACCUUACACCAGGUGUUGGUUAGUCGUGGGGUGUCUGCUGAGCCACAGAUUCCGACAGUUUCUUGUCUUAGACUAGGCAAGGGGUGGGCAGUAAGUGAGUGGAGUCAGAUCUAAGGCAUGGCUUUAAAUGGCCUUAAAAUAAAUGACCAGUGUAAUUCCACUAAGGAGCCCAGCAGCGCCUCUGCUCUGUCCUAACAGGCUCAGAAGACUACAGAAGUUCAGGCAUAAAGCCAGGAGCGGCACUUCCAAAGAAAAAGCAAAACAAAUGGGAAAAGAAUAUGGAUUGUUUUGUCUAUUUUAUUUUAAUGUAACAACUUUUCUCUACCAUUAUAUUCCCAGUAAAUAAAUAUAGAAGGGGGUGAUGUGAGCUGAAAUCUGGGAAAUGGUAAUUUUUUAUGUUUUAAGAAAAAACUGCAUUAUUUUUGUAAAGUAUUUAUUGAGUCAUUGGCUAUUGUGCACUGUGCAGUUCUAAGAUGGACCACUUUUGUGGGGUAGAACUUGAGUACAGCUGAAGAGUUGGUUCUUAUGCAAUCUCUUACUUGCAAAACUCCAGGAAAAUAUAUAACUAUAUAAUAAAGUCAUAAUAAACUGUGUUACCUGUAUCCUUGAUUUAUGAUUCAAAGAGUGAAAUGACUCCAAGUGAAGCCAGGCUUCUAUGAGGAGAAAGCUUCAACCAGGAGGGAAUAAAAGACUCACAAAUGGACUUAGUGGUGGCCAGGGUAUGUCAUAGCGUCUUUGGCAUCAAGAGCAUCUCCCCAGCCCCCCCCCCAAACGGCUCAGGCUAAUUGGCACACAUAUGAUUUUUCUUUCCUCAUCCAGAACUAAGAGCAAAGACUUAAGAUAGGCAAGGCUGCGUCUAGACAAAAAUAAAUACAAGUAAUAGGUAGAACUACUUACAAUGCAAGUUACUGUUUUUCCAAAUGAGAGAAACCAAAGGUCAGAAUGUAUAAACCAUAUUUGACAUGUUCUUUGUGAAAGGCUAGCUUGGUGUUCUUGUAUCCCUGGUGACUUUGGUAUUCUUGACCACACACUCAAGUUCUCCUGGUAAAAGUAUGUUCUUACAGAAAAGCUCUUCUCAGUUCUUUAUAUGCCAGAAUGAAUUGUUUCCUGAGAUACUGCCCAUUAGAUUAUUUAUAUUCAGGUUCUGCAUCUAGUGACAAAAUAGCAAGGCUGGUUGAGGGCUGGAGAGAUGGUUCAGUAGUGGUGAAGAGCACUUACCGCUGUUGCAAAGGACCUGGGUUUGUUUCCUAGCACCCACGUGGUGGCUCACACUUAUUUGUAACAUUUCCUGGGUUCUGACACUUCUGGCCUCUCGGAACACCAGGAAUGCAUGGUACACAACAUCCAUGAAGACACUCACAUAGACACAAAAAUAAACACCUUUUUUUUUUGAGGUCUUGUUCACACUUGAAGGAAUGCUAACUGAGCCAGUGGAGAGAAUGGAUGGUCAUGGAUCAGAGGAGAGUGCUUGGUUUGCAAUACUAGAGAAAAAAUCUUCAAAAAGAGAAUUGGCUGGAAAUAGAACAUACUGCUUUUGAGCUGGUCAGUUUCUUGUCAGGACACACGCAAGCAGAAGCAAGAAGUAAGGUCCUUGGGAAGUUCAGUUGAGUAGCAAGGAGGCAUAAGAAUGUUCUGCAGCAAGGCCUGCUGGGUAUCCUGAAGGAAGUUCAAGGUUGUGGACAGAUCCUUCUGGAGGUCAGAAAGGCACCUGAAGGCUCCAGGAGAGGGGUGGGAUUUUUUCUGGUAAUUUUAAGUGAUUUUAAAAAUUGUUCCUUUUAUUUUGUUGAUAUUAUAAUGGAAUUACAUCAUUUCACCCUUCCCUUUCUUCCCUCCAUAUCCCUCUUCGUUCUCUUGUUCAUUGAUUACUGAUUGGCUGUGUGUGUGUGUGUGUUCCUAAACACACAUGUACAACAAGCUCAGUCUGUUUUCAGGGCUGAUCAUUUGGUAUUGAAUAAUCAGUUGGUGUGUUCUUCCCUAGGGAAGAUGAUUUCUUCUACUCUCAGCAUUUUUCAGUUAUCUGUAGCUUUUUGUAGAAGGUUAAGGCCUCUUGGGCUUUUCCUGUCCUCUUUGGCAUGGCUAUUGUCCUGUCUGUUUUCAGUUCACAGCUCAGCAGUCCUACUGGGGAGACUUCUGGGUGUAGCUUCUGGCAUUCUUAGGAGACACAGUCUUCCAGCAAAAUCCCUGAUACUCUUGUUUUCCACUUCCUCCCCCCGGUCCGCAAUGAUCCCUGAGCUUUGGGCGCAGGAGUGUUUUGUAGAUGUAGCCACUGGGCCUGGGUGUCACAUUUUGAUUGGUUGUGGUUUUCUGUAACAGUCUUCAUUUAUUGCAAAGAGAAUUUUUUUAUGAGUGUGAGGACUGUAUUUAUCUGUGAGUGUGAGGACCAAUAUUUAGAAUGUAGUUAUGGAUUCUGCUUGUUUAGCAAAAUGGCAGUUGUGUGUUCUCCUCCAAAAUUUAUGACUUUAAUAGCCUUUGUAGGAUAGUUGAUUAGUUUUCCAAUAACCAGGCAUUAUUCAUCUCCUUUUCAGUGAGUCUUAAGUCCAGUUAUGCCAAGGUAUACAUGCCCUGUAUCUUCACGGUUCUCCUGCUGUGCUGGUCAUUGCCGUGGUUUUAUAGGCCUCAUAGCUGGAGAGGACUGGCUGUUGCCUCUUUCGGAGGCUUGCAUGGUGCCUUCUGGUACCAUUAAGAUUGGCAUCCAUGGGGAAGCUUUCAGAGGUUCCUGAUCAGGAGCCUCUGGCCCACAUGUCUGAAGUGCAUGGUAGCUUCAGCAACUGGGACUUACCUCAUACUUUUGAUUGUAAACGAGUAAUCACGAUAGAAAGUAAUGUUUUGAGAGUCUCUUGGACAGCCCUGACCAACAACUCUAAAAAAGGGCUUCUCACACUUUAUGUUGACAGAACAAACUUGUUAGAAGGUCUUUGGCUCUUGAAAGGAGCAUUAUCAGCCCAGAUGGGAAAUUUUCUUCUAACCUAAAUACAUAUAUUUAUUUGCCAACAUAAGUAUAUUGUACGUAUAUUGUAAGUAUAUUGUUCAUAGUAUGGUUCCUUAUAAAUUUUUAAAACAUC
This is a messenger RNA of Meriones unguiculatus (Mongolian gerbil), 4988 nucleotides long. RefSeq names its product isthmin 1 (gene Ism1). The transcript has 6 exons. Gene Ontology annotation, biological process: negative regulation of angiogenesis. Lineage: Eukaryota; Metazoa; Chordata; Mammalia; Rodentia; Muridae. The record is from RefSeq and is a predicted model, not a curated record. The coding region runs from base 101 to 1486 and encodes 461 amino acids.